AUGCCGACCACUUUCGACAAGACAUUCGGAAUCUGGUUGGUCGCCCAACUCUUCCAGGCCAUUCUGUACGGAAUGGGGCUCCUCCAGGCUUACCUCUACUUCUUCUGGUAUCCUAAGGAUGGCUGGUGGACUAAGGGCACGGUUACACUCAUCACUGUCCUGGAGACUCUUCAGACGGGCUUCUUCUUCGCUGCCACAUACAGGCUCUUCAUUACCGACUUCGGUAACUUCGAGGCCCUGAGUGACUUCCCCUGGCAAGCAUUAGCUCAAUUGCUUACCUUGUAUGCCUCGACUUUCGUCGCUCAAUGCUACUUCGCGUUCUGUAUCUAUCAACUUUAUAAACGCAAUUGGUGGUAUCCCUCGAUCGUUUUCGUUCUUUCCUUAGUUGGAUUCGGCGGAGGUGUUGCUCAAAUUUUCCUCGCUGUUAGGAUCCAGAAGUUCGCCGAGCUCCCGUCUACUUCGGCUGCCUCCAACACCCAGGCCGCUCUGUCUCUCGCCGCCGACAUCAUGAUCACGGUCGGACUGAUCUGGCGUCUGCACGAGACGAGGACUGGCAUUCAAUCGACCAACAAGCUUCUCAACUUCCUCAUCAUGACUGCCAUCAAUCGUGGUGUGUUGACGAUGAUCACUGCUCUGCUCAACAUGGUCCUGUUCUUGACCCAACCCGGAACCUUCUACUUCAUGCUUAUGAUUCUCAUCAGUGGAAAGUUCUACAUGAACUCAAUGCUGGCGAUGUUGAACACGCGCCAACACGCCCAUUCAAUAGGUGCUGUCGCGGUCAACACCAGUACAGUGGAUCAUAUCUCAAUGCCCCACUUCAAUACGCGGACACCCAACGACGCUCUCAAUGUUAACAUCUCGGUAGCGCGGGAGAUGCACAACGAUCGUGGCAGCGUCAAUGACCACGACGGCAAAGGCAUGUUCUGA
This is a messenger RNA of Mycena indigotica, 927 nucleotides long. RefSeq lists its product as uncharacterized. The coding region runs from base 1 to 927 and encodes 308 amino acids. Lineage: Eukaryota; Fungi; Basidiomycota; Agaricomycetes; Agaricales; Mycenaceae. The transcript is spliced from 16 exons. The record is from RefSeq and is a predicted model, not a curated record.